GGAAUUCGGAUAAUAAAAAUGGCGACCACCGCAGCACUAACCCAAUUCCUCCUCCACCGCCACAUCCUCCGCCCACUCUGCCUUUCAACCACCGUCUCAUUCUCUCUGUUCCACAACCCAAAACUAUCUAUCUCUCUCUUAAAAACUCAAACACACCCACUUUCUUCAUUUCCACCCCUCUUUUGCUCCCUUGAAGAAAACAAAAACCUUGUAGAUGUCGAGAAUUUGAAGGAAGAUGAAGCAACCUCAGAACCUAAAAUCCUUAAAAUUAAGGAAGGAGAAGUGCCCAAUUUAACAGUUAAGGAAAAGAAGGAUCUUUGUUCUUAUGCAAAUAGUCUUGGUGAUAAGCUCAAGUCUCAGCAAGUGGGCAAAUCUGGUGUUACGGAUAAUGUUGUUUUUGCAUUGUCUGAAACUCUCGAGGCUAAUGAACUUCUCAAGCUUAAGAUACAUAGAACCUGCCCAGGGGAGAUGGAUGAUAUUGUUAAGCAACUAGAGAUUGCUACUGCAUCUGUUGUUGUAGGGCAGAUUGGCCGAACAGUCAUAUUUUAUCGACCAAGCCUUACAAAGUUAGAGGCCGAGAAGAAGAAAGAGCGUGCUCGUAAGCUUUUUGCUCAGAAGAGGGAGAGGUCCCAUGCCGCUUUCAUGAAAAGAGAACAAGAGCCAAGACAGCCAGGAGGCACUGGACGAGGUCAGUUCGGAAAUCGACGAUCUGAGAAGGUUGCCUCGUAGGUUAACUGUUUGCUAUUGUAGCUCAAAUUAGUAGCACCCCCUUUGUUAUUAGUGUAGAAUGUAGAUUCAUGUUUAUGCUACUUUUUUGUAAAAUUUUGAGUGUCUAGAAUCCUGAGAAAUGCUUAUGUGCUUCUUUAAACUGAAUCCUUUUUUGUUUAUAAGAAAUGAAAUUAUUUUGAGCCGAA
This is a messenger RNA of Spinacia oleracea (spinach), 914 nucleotides long. RefSeq lists its product as uncharacterized. The coding region runs from base 19 to 729 and encodes 236 amino acids. Lineage: Eukaryota; Viridiplantae; Streptophyta; Magnoliopsida; Caryophyllales; Amaranthaceae. Gene Ontology annotation, molecular function: RNA binding. The record is from RefSeq and is a predicted model, not a curated record. The transcript has 3 exons. Gene Ontology annotation, cellular component: chloroplast.